Messenger RNA from Owenia fusiformis, 741 nucleotides. Lineage: Eukaryota; Metazoa; Annelida; Polychaeta; Sabellida; Oweniidae. The record is from the annotation of a GenBank genome assembly.
AUGGAUCUGGUAGGAAGGGGAGUACCUAUGCAUUUAAAAAAGAUGUUACGACACCGAGAAAAUAUAAGAUCAGAAGAUGAAGACCAACAGGUUCCACCAACACCACCCAACUAUACCACACAACCCCCAAUGGCACACCAAGGCAGCUCAACUUCAGGGGAUUUGGCACAGCAUGGCACCCUCCCUCGAGGCAUUCCAACACAAGGAAGUGCAAUCCAAAGUGGCAUUACACAACAAGGGAGGGAAAUCCCAAGUGGCACUUUACAACAAGGGAAAACAAUCCCAAGUGGUAUUUUACACCAAGGGAGGGAAAUCCCAAGUGGCAUUACACAACAAGGGAAGGCAAUCCCAAGUGGUAUUUUACAACAAGGGAGGGCAAUCCCAAGUGGCAUUUUACAACAAGGGAGGGUAAUCCCAAGUGGCAGAGCAAAACAAGAGAAAUCUAUCUCAGUGCCACAACAGGUGGCAGUCCCAAGUGGAUUGCCAUAUCAAGGGAUGACUCCAAGUGGUAUGUCCCUGCCACAUACUCCUUCUAUGACCCCCCUAUCAAAUGCUGGGAUGCCACCUAUCAUGCAAAAGAGACUCUAUGAUCAAGAUUACUUUCGCAAACUUCGAGUACUUGAACACAUUCACAAGAUAUCAGGAAGCGCUGAUGAUGAUGAUGACCCUAAUAAAGCAUUGAACAUGAACAGUACAAAUAUAGAUAUUGACAUCAUGUUUGACCAAUCAGAUUGCUGGUGA